UUCUUUUUUACUAAUGACGCGAACGGAAUUGCUUGAUACUGUCGGUAUAAUAAGAGUGGUAUUAAAAUGUUUAUGCUUCUUUGUAGUUGUACAUUAUCCUGGAAAUAUCCAGUUAUUCGCGUGAUUCGAACUGUGUUGACUCUCUCUCUCUCUCUCUCUCUCCCUCUCCCUCUAUUGAAUUCAUCCAAAACCCUAAAACCCUCCUUCCCCAUCUGAUCUACAGCAGGAACUCUCUCUCUCUCUCUAAACCCUAAAGAUGAGGAAUUAUCCAUUGCGUUUGGUUCUUCUCCGAUGUCACUCUCGAUCUCAACAACUUCAUUUUUCCAGACACUUGUCUCACUUCCAUUCACACCCAAGUUCGCUUCGCCAUUUCUCUUCACUCAUCCGCUCUCGCUCCCUCUUCGUUUCUCAGAUUCCGGACUCCAAAAAUCUCACAUUUCGCUGCUUCUCUUCCUCCGAGCUCGCCAUCCAACACAAAGACUCAGAUCACGUACUCCUCUUGACCGAUAUCUUCUCUAAAUCACAACCAACUAGCGAUGAAAUCAAGCUCCAGUUAGAUUCCAACAACAUCGUCAUUACCCAUGAGUUAGUAUUGAAGGUUCUGCGAAGCCUCGACGCCACUCCUGAUGUUGCUCGGAGGUUUUUCGAUUGGGUUUCGGAGAGCCAAGGCGAGCGAUUGAGCUCCAAAUCGUAUAAUUUGAUGCUGGGUAUACUGGGUUCAAAUGGGUAUGUGAAGGAAUUUUGGGAUUUGGUUGGGAUUAUGAAGAAGAAAGGGUAUGGGGUGAUAAAGGGCGCACACGUUAGGGUUUUGGAGAAAUUUGAGAAAGAAGGACUAGUUAGUGAUGUGGAGAAUUUGAAAGAAUUGUAUGCAUCAGGAUCAGUGGAUAAUUCGGCUGAGAAGGUGUGUUCGCGGGUUUGUAAGGUGAUUAAGCGAGAUGUGUGGGGAGAUGAAGUCGAAAAAUUGUUACGGGAAUUGAAAAUUGAGUAUUCGAGUGAUUUUGUUGUGAUGGUUUUGGGAAAUCUUACAACAGAAACAAACAAGGCAUUGAUAUUUUUUCGGUGGAUUCAGGAGAGCAAUUUAUUUAAGCAUGAUGAACGUACUUGUAAUGCUAUGCUUAGGGUUUUGGGAAGAGAGGACAGCAUUGAAAAGUUCUGGAGGGUGGUGGAUGAAAUGAGGGCUGCCGGCUAUGAAAUGGGGGAGGAGACAUAUGUUGAGGUUUUGGGGCGGUUUAUAAAUAGGAAGAUGAUAAAGGAUGCUGUGGAUUUGUACGAGUUUGCGAUGGGAGGUGCAAAUAAGCCCUCGGUUCAGGAUUGUGCGUUUCUUUUGAGGAAAAUAGUGGUUAGCAAGGAGCUAGAUAUGGAUUUGUUUCUGAAAGUUGUCAAGGCUUUUACUGAGGGUGGGAAUGUGUUGACGGGUUCGACAGUGGAUGCUGUUCUCAAGUCUUUAACCAGUGUUGGUAGAUUUGGGGAAUGCAAUAAGAUCUUGAAAGCGAUGGAGGAAGGUGGUUUCUUACCUGGUGAUACUUUGCAAAGUAAAAUUGCCUUUCAGCUUAGUAGUAAUGGGAAAAAGGAAGAAGCUAGUGAGUUUAUGGAUAAUAUGAGAGCCUCUGGGUGUAUUCCACAUUACAAAACAUGGGCAUCUUUAGUUGAAGGGCACUGUGUUGCUGGUGACCUUAAUGAAGCUUCUGAUUGUUUUCAGAGGAUGGUUGAAAAAGUGGGGGCCUCUUGUGCUGGUUAUGCUUUAGAAUUGUUGGUUAACGCAUAUUGCCAUAAGAACAGAGCAAUCGAUGUGUACGAACUUCUGACUGACAUGGUCAAUGAGAAAGAGUUAAAACCUUGGCAUUCUACAUACAAGGUAUUAAUAAGCAAGUUACUGGUUCAGGGAGGUUUUAAAGAAGCUUUGAACCUUUUGGGAUUAAUGAAAAAUCAGGGUUUCCCACCUUUCUUGGAUCCAUUUAUUGAGUAUGUUUCAAAGACUGGAACUGCUGAUGAAGCUAUGACGUUUCUGAAUGCGAUGACUGUGAAGAGGUUUCCAUCUACAGUCGUGUUUCUUCGAGUCUUUGAAGCGUAUCUGAAGGCUGGAAGGCAUAAUGAAGCACACAAUCUCCUUUCUAAAUGCCCGCGGCACAUUCGUAACCAUGCUGAUAUUUUGAAUCUCUUCUUUAUCAUGAAGUCUCAAGCUGCGACUGCUGCCACUUCUGUAGCUGCUUAGGAUCAGAUGGGUGUACAUUGUAUGCCAUUUCUUCAAAAAUUUUGCAGUUGGUUAAUGAGUAGACUUGACAUAUGAUCAAAGAAAUGAGCAUGCUGUUGAUUCAUCUAUGAUUUCUUUGAUGUUGUGACAUCUGUAGUACUAUACUAUAGAUUUGCUUUUCAAUCAGCUGAAGCUUUAAAAUCUGUAUGGUAGUUCUUGAUUAAGAUUCAUACAAGACAAACACCUUUGAUAAAGUGCUGACUUGACUUUUA
Messenger RNA from Camellia sinensis, 2463 nucleotides. RefSeq names its product pentatricopeptide repeat-containing protein At3g02490, mitochondrial. Gene Ontology annotation, biological process: RNA splicing. The record is from RefSeq and is a predicted model, not a curated record. Gene Ontology annotation, molecular function: protein binding. Lineage: Eukaryota; Viridiplantae; Streptophyta; Magnoliopsida; Ericales; Theaceae.